Molecule: messenger RNA, 6122 nt
Organism: Hippocampus comes (tiger tail seahorse)
Lineage: Eukaryota; Metazoa; Chordata; Actinopteri; Syngnathiformes; Syngnathidae
Gene: crocc2
Product: ciliary rootlet coiled-coil, rootletin family member 2
Exons: 36
Coding region: 112-5778 (1888 amino acids)
Source: RefSeq, a predicted model, not a curated record
AGGGACGCCAAAAUCUCUGCUGCCGACGAAAGAGUUUGACCAACAACUUUUGUUCUACUUAAUUUUAUUAAGAGUAUUUUCUUAAUCCAAUUUUUGGGUUGCGUGGGUGAUAUGAGUUCCUCGCUGGAGGAAGACGGCACACAUUCACCUACACUGGACCUUGUCAUUCAGAAAUUAGAGGAGUCUUUGCUUGACUUUGAGAGCCAUGAACCGAACUCCGGAGUUGCACCGGCACCGGUGUCAACCUGCAUCCACCGUAUUAUCACCAGGAACCUGGCCGAGUUGCCUGACGAUAAGGCAGCCAUGGAGGAGAACCUACAGGAUGCGGAUUCUUUGACUGUGAUGGUCUGUAAGGAGCAAGUCAAACAGUGCAGCCUCACGAAGAAGCUGGAUCAUAUGCUGAGCAUGCCGUCACCGGCAGACUCGGACCAAGAGAGUUUGUUGCCGCGGCAACAGGCGGUGCAGGAUCGAGGGUACAGGCAGAGGCUUCUUCUCUUCCAGGAGGCCCAGCAGAAGCAGGUCCAGCUGGUCCAAAGGCUCCAGACCAAGGUCCUACAGUACAAGGGCAGGUGUGGCCAGCUGGAAGGACAAGUCCUGGAGAAGACCUCCGACGUGGAGAAGAUGCGACUGUUGCUGCAGUCCCACCAGGACUCAGCCCAACGUCAGGUGCAAGAUCUCAACAUCAGCAUCCGGAGCAAGAUCGCUCAACUGGAGGAGGAACAGAGAAGAUGUGGCAGCCUGGGCCAAGUCAACUGUGUUCUGCGAGAACAGCUGGAGAGGGCAGACGCCCUCAACCAGGGCCUGGUAGAAAGCCUGCGGAAGGCCCGUCAGGACGCCGAGCUGUGCGAUACGCGCCUGCGCCACGUUCACGAGACGUCGUCUUGCCGCCUGAGUCGGGAGCAGGCACACGUCAGAAGCUUGUGGCGCCAGGCCGCCUCCCUGAGGACCGCCUUCACUCAGCUCAGGACCUUCGCUGACAGGACACUGUCUGAUAUGCGCAGCGAGUACGUCGCCGCCGGCCAGCGGCUUCAAGUGGCCUGUCGUCAUCUGGAGACCCAGGCCGCGCAGGAGAGCGCCUCCGGUGGUGUGGAUGUGUCAGCGCUGGAGCGGCAGCUGAAGGAUGAACUCCAAGAAGCCAUGCAGCUUCAGGGCUGCUGGGACGCCGAGAAAGUGGAACUCAACUCCAGGCUCAUGGAGCUGAUGGAUACAGUCAAGCACCUUCGCAGCCAAAACAGCGAGAAGGACGCCAGCCUGGACAGGAUGGAGACGAGCAGAAGCGAGGACAAAGGAGAGAUGGAAGUCCUCAAGGCUGAGAACCAAACCCUGCACAAAGUACUCUGCAAGGUCCACCAGAUGGUGUCCAAUGAAGGUGACGGCGGCACGUUUGGAGGUCUUCUUGAUUGUUCUCCACAAAGCAUCGCCACACUGAUGGCUGUGCAGGGUGCCCUCGACAAGCACAAGCAACAAAUUCAGGAUCUUUGUAGUCAUCUGGAGGCCUCACUGAAAGAAGCCAACUUGCUGCGUAGUCGACUGCAGCAGGGUGACUCGGACAAGACAGAACUGGAGGCGAGGAUCCGGCAAGUGACGAAGGAAAGCCAAGAGGUCCAAAAGGCAUUAGAGGAAACCGUUCGGGAGAGGGACAGAUACCGCUCCUCGCUGGAUGUCAUGUCCAGCGAGAAGUGUGGUGUGGAGCAGCUUUUAGCAAGAGUGCAACAGGAGUGCGACUCCCAGCGCAGCGAGCUGGAGGCCCUGAGACGGCAGCACCUAGAUGCCGACCUGCAGUUGGCACGGCUGCGCUCCGAGGUCCAGCAAGGUGAGCAAAGCCUGGAGGAGCUGGAGGGGAAGCACUCGGACCUCCGGCGGGAGCUGGUGGCUGCGAGGGAGGCGCUGAGCCGGUCGGGCUUGGAGAAGGAGGUUCUAGAGGAGGACAAGGCUAGCCUGGCUCUGGCUCUCACCAAGGCCGAGUGUCGCAGCGCGACGCAGGAAGCGCUAGUGGCCAAGCUGCACCACCAGGAAGCGGGAUUGAAAGACUCCCUGGCCAAGAUGGUGGCCCUGAGUGAGGGCCUGGCCAAGGACAAGGUGGAGCUUAACCGCCUGCUACUGCAGGCCGAAACUGAGAAGGCGGAGCUUGGUGACCGCCGUCGGGAGGCGGAAGUGGAGCGGGCGGCGGCCCGGGAAGAGGUGGCCCAGCUACAACGGGAGAAGACAAAUGCUCUGGCGGAAAAAGAAUCCCUAAAGCGCUCACAGGGCAUUUUGUGGGACUUGCGACGCAAAAUGGAAGACGACCUGGACCGACUGCAGAAGGAGAAUGCACACAACCUGGAGCAGCACUCGCAGGUGAGCAGGCAGGUGCAGAGCACAUCCGAGGAGCUUUGCGAGAGCAGGAGGCAGUUGGACGAGCAGGCGGCGGCCCUGGAGAGAGUCGCCACUGACAGAGGCGAUCUAGCCAAGGACAAGGCGGCCCUGGAAGUCCGACUCUGCUCGGCCGAGCGCAAAACCUGCGACCUUGCGCAGGAGCUGCUGGCACUCAGAGCCGAGAAUCAGUCCCUGGAGACCAGCUUGUUCCAGAGCCAGGAGCUGGCCUCGUCCCUGGAGGCCGAGUGCCGUCGCGUGGAGGCCGAGCGGCGCAGCGUGAUGUUGGCGAACGAAGCCUUGACGCGUGAUGUCGCUCGAGUGCGUUUGGAUGCUGAACGUGAGCUUGCUCAGGUUGCGCAGGAGCGCAGCGACCUGGAGGAGAAACUGCUCCAAGCAGAGAGGAAGGCCCUGCAGAGCCUGAAGAACAGCGACGAGCUUCACAGAGAGCAGCUGGAGGACGAACGCAGGCGGAAGGAGCAGCAGCUUCUGGAGAUGACGAGGCAGCAGGAGCAGCUGCGCUCACUCAACCAGGAAUUGGCAGAGCGCAGCAGGGAGGAGGUGCAGAAGGCAAAGGAGGAGAUGCUCAGAGCCCAGCAGGACUGCGAGAGGAGCAUCAUGAAAGCCCACAGUGAGAAACAGCAGACUUUGUCCCAGAAGGAGAUGGAGAACGUGUCCCUUUUGGAGAAGCUUGCUGCCCUCCAAAAGGAUCUAAACUCUGUCACCAGCGAUCUGGAGCUCACUCGGAAGGAAGCGCUCGUCGCACAAGAGCAGGACAAGAAUGAAAUGUCGGCCCUGCGGCGUGAGACGCAGCAGCUGAGAGCAGACUUUGAGGCGUCGCUUAACUCGCACGAGGCGGCCCAGCAGAGUGGACGCGAGAGGCUGCGUGAGCUGGACAAACAGCAGCAGGCAGCCCAGCGCCAGGUGGAGGUUCUUCAGGCUCAGCUGCAGGACGCCAAGGAGCAACUGGGAGAAGCCUGGAGGGAGCUGGCCGAUGCCCGGCGGUCCCUCCAGGAGAGCUCUCAGAGUUGGGAGAAGCAGCGCAAGGAGGCCGUCAACCUGCAACGCUUACUGGAGGAUGAGACCAGUGCAAAGGAAGCCAUCCACGCCUCCAACCAGGAGCUCAGAGCCUCCGUCAAGCGAGCAGAGAGCGACAACAGCAGUUUGAGGCGAGCGGCAGAAGAGCGUGAGCAGCAGUUGUCCAUCUUGGAAGAGCGCAGCGCCUCCAUGCAGCGGGAGGCGUCCACCUUGAGGAGCAGCAUGCGCGAGAUCGAGAAGUCACGGCUGCAGGCACGCCGACGGAACCAGGAGAUGCGCAGACAGGUGAAGGUCCUGGAAGGUGAAAAGCAGAAUCAGGAGCAAGAGCUGAAGCAGCUGCAGGUGCAACUCUGUCAGGAGGAGCAACGGCACGAAGACGCGCGACGCCAAGCCUUCAGCCUCAAGCAGAGAGUGUUGGAAUGUGAGGCAGCCAGAGAUGCAGCCAGCAAGCAGGUGUCAUCCCUGCAGAGACGCGUCUUGGAGCUGGAGGAGGCUGAGCGUCAGGGCUGGGAGCUCCUGCAGACCCGACAAGCCCAGCAGCAGCUGGCCGACCAGAAGCAUUGUGACGAGGCCACCCGGCUGCAGCGAACCCUGGAGGACGCCGCCCUCCAGACCGGCGAGGUGAACGCCCGGCUGGGCCGCGCAGAGGCCGCCGCCCUGGACUUGGAGCAACGACUGGGAGAGAGCGAGGGCCGGAGGCGCCAGCUGGAGCGCAAAGUGUUGGCGGUGGGCUCCACGCUGCGCCGUCUCCGCUUGUCGUCUCCCAGGAGGAGACUUCCUCUUCAAGGCUCGGCGGGAGACGGCAUCUCCACGUCCUGUGCUGAUGAAGAACUGGACUUGGACUUCAUCCAGGCCGGCCUGCAGGAACUCCAGAGAGAACUCAGGGACACACGGAGAGAAAGAGAUCAGUCCGAGGCCCAGCGAGUCAUUCUUAGCGAGCAGGUGUCAGCACUCAAGGACAAGUCGGCCAGCGAGGUGACCAAACUUCACAAGUCCCUGAAGCAGUUGAAAGACGGAAACAGGGAGAUGGAAGAGCGACUGCGCGAAUCCCAGACCUCACUUUUUAUGCACCGGGAAGCAGCCGAGCGCGACAAGAUGGGCCUGGAGGAGGAGGCGACUCAGCUGCGGUCCGCCCUGCUCGCUUCGCAGGCUGAGUCGAAUUCACUCAAGGAAACGAUGGAUUGCUCCCAAGCUCAAGCACACGCGGAACAUGAGAGACUAAAAGAAGCCCUGGAGGAAGCCCAAAGUCGUAUAGUCCUCCUGGAGCUCGAUCGGUGCUCUUUGGAGGCUGAACUGCAGCGCGCCCGCCAAAGUGCAUCUGAGCUGGAGUCGGAGACAACGGCGUUACGGGGGAGGCUGGCCGAGGUCUCGAGGAAACUCAGAGGGAGCGAGGCGGCGCUGAGGGCCGGCAAGGAGCGCCAGAGCGCGGCGCUGGCCCGGGCCGAGCGGCGCCAGGGACAGCUGGGUGAGCAGGUGCGAGCCUUGACCGCCACGCUGGGUGAGCAGCGCAGCAGCGAGGGGGCGCUGCAGGAGAACCUGAAGCAGCUGCAGAGAACCAUGACUGACAGCGAGACGGAACGACGACUCCUGCAGGAUCUUCUGGACGAAAGCCGAGAUGCCCUGGGGGAGAGCAAGAAGCUGAACCGCUCUCUGACGGAACGCAGUCGGACACUUCAGAGGCAACAGGAGGACUCAGAGCGGAAAAACUGCGAGCUAGACAAACACAACAAGAGCCUGCAGCAGAUGGUGAAACGCCUCCUUGGCCAGAGCUCAUCAGCUUCAUCUGCAGUUAUUGCUGGUGUAGCUGACAGUCAAUGCAUCAAUUCUCUUGAAACAUCCCAAGCUAAGUGUCACAAAGCACCAGAUGAAAUCAGCAUGGCGAUCUGUGCUGUACACCAACAAAAUUGUCAGAAUUGGCAACAUACGGUACUACAGGCGGCGCAGGAAAGCGUUGAGCGGCCGGAGAGCAAGUUGUCGAAUCUGCAAAGCAAGGUGAAGAACCUCCAGGUGGCGCAAAAGGCCGACACGGAAAAAGCUAUGAUGCAGCUGGGAAAAGACAAAAGUGCUCUCAAGAAGGUAUUGGAGAAGGCGCAGACGGACAGGCGGAGGAUAGAGGAGGCGGUCGCCUCGGAGACGCAAAAAUCGCGAGUCUGCCUUGAGCAGCGGCUGGUGGAGAGGCAGGACCAGGUGACAGCCUUGCAGGUGUCCACGCUAAAGCAGCAGCUGGACGAGGAGACGCGCAGGCGACAGGCCUGCGUCCACAAGAUGCUGCAGCCCAGCGCGCACUCAAGUAUGUUGCGACCGCCACAUGUGGACAACAACAAAGAUGCUUUUGUUUACAACAUUGGACUGACUGGACGGGACGAACUGUUCGAUUCUUCUGGAUGACAAACACUCCCACAUGGGUGCAGGCCAUCAAGCUUAUCAGUCAUGACCGGGCUUGGCGCCACUACUGUCAAAAAUGCAUGUGCCGAUACAGUUAUGAGUUACCUGUUAAAAGAUGUACCUAGUAACGUAUCCUUUACUACGGUCGGGCUUUGAAAAGCUUUUCAAGUGGACAUGAAAGAUAAUAUGAUGUUUAUUUGACUCCCCUUUGUCCGAUUUUCUUGACAUUUUUACACUGUUCUUUGUGUGGCUUUUUUGGUGGGGGGGGGCGGUGGCUUUUGGGUUAUAUCUCGGGGUGGGAUUCCGCGUGGGACAGAAGUGUCUCUCACAACAUGCUGACCCAUUAA